GAAAAUGACGUCACUUAAAGUUUGUGGGGCACACGUGGGGAGAUGGCUCCGGGUGAAGAUCAACAGCAGGCACAUCGGCCUGGAGUUUUUAAACAGAAAAAUAAAGGUCACAAACAUGGCAAGCAUCGGACGAAGGGUGAAAUUGGACGGGAGAACAAGGGCCGUGUUGCAGUCAUGGCCCUCACGAAGAAGCAGAGGAAAGAAUUUAAAAAAUUGGACCGAAGACACAAAGCUAACCAGCUACGUCGGAAUAAGAAGGAAAUGGUGCUGACCGAGAAACGGCGUUUGGGCAGCAAAGAUGGACCCCCACAUUUAGUAACAGUCGUGGCACUCCAUGCUGAUGUUGACGCUGGAGCUGUGACACGGCUGCUCAGAGCCGAGGGAGCCGGUGGGCUGGUGCGGGAGGACCAGGGAGUGAGUGGGGCAAAGGACAGCUUUGGAAUGGUCCUCCCCCGAUUCAAACAGAGGUUCAUCUUCCACCGCCCAGACCCAUCUGACCUACACUCCCUUCUUGAUGUGGCAAAAAUUGCAGACAGUCUCAUUUUUGUGUUGGAUCCUUCAGUUGGCUGGGACAGUUACGGAGAAUACUGUCUGUCAUGUUUGUUUGCGCAGGGAUUGCCAACUCAUGCUCUGGUGUGUCAGGGAGUGUCUGCCUUGGCUGUGAAGAAACGUUCUGACUGCCGGCGGUCGCUGUCCAAGAUGGUGGAGUCCCGCUUCCCCGACGCACGUCUCUUCACGCUGGACUCGGACCAGGAUGCCACCGUGCUGCUGCGCCACCUGGGCGCCCAGAAGCAGCGGCGGCUGGGCUUUCGUUCCCGGCGGGCGAACCUGCUGGCCCAGCGCGUGGCCUUCACGCCCAACCCCACCACAGAGGGGGCGCCCACGGGCCUGGGCACACUGCGGGUGUCGGGUUACGUGCGCGGGAGGCCCAUGCAGGUCAACAGGUUGGUGCACAUUGUGGGCCAUGGUGACUUCCAGCUGAGCCAGAUUGAUGCGCCCGAAGACCCCCUGCCCAUCCAGGCUACAGCGCCACGCCCUGCUAAGCCAGGAAGAGAAGGAGAUGUAGAGAUGAUGGAUGGUGGGCAUGGCGACGGGGCUGCGGUGCGUGUGCUGAUGAAGGCCCAGCCGGCCAAGAGGGAGAGCCUGCAGGCUGAGGCGGAGGUGGACCCCAUGGAUGGGGAACAGACCUGGCCCACUGAGGAGGAGCUGCAGGAGGCAGAGGAGAAGCAGAAGAAACGGGUGAUGAAGGUGCCUAAAGGGACCUCCGAGUACCAGGCCGCUUGGAUCCUCAAUGACGAACAAGAGAAUGGAGACGAGGAGGAAGACGAGAGCUGUGAUGAUGACGAUGAUGAUGCAGAAGACAUGAUGGACGAUGGAGAUGAGAUCGAUUCUCAGGAUGCUGGCUCGGGCUCCGGAGAGGAGGAGGAGGAGGAGGAGGAGGAAGAGCUUAACUCCACGGAUCACGGUGGGGUCGACCAGCGCUACGACGAGACCAUGGAUCCGGCGGAGGAGGAGGACGGCCUGAAGCGGUACCGCGAGGCCCGGUCCCACGUGAUGUUCCCUGACGAGAUAGACACGCCCAUAGACAAGGCUGCUAAGACCAGGUUUCAGCGUUACAGAGGGCUGAAGAGCUUUCGCACAUCCCCAUGGGACCCCAUGGAGAAUCUGCCCUUCAACUACUCUCGCAUCUUCCAGUUCCAGAGCUUUGAGCGUACGCGCCGCCGCGUGCUGGCCGAGAGCAGCGAGGAGGAGGAGGGGGUUAUGGUGGGCUGGUAUGUGACCCUACACGUACUGGACGUCCCUCCCUCUGUGCUGGAGAGUGUCCAACAGGGCCGGCCGCUGGUGCUGGUCUCCCUGCUGCCACACGAACAGAAGAUGUCAGUGAUGCACUUGUUGGUACGGCGGCAUCCUAGCAACACAGAGCCCAUCAAGUCCAAAGAGGAGCUGGUGUUCCAGUGCGGGUUCCGCCGGUUCCGAGCCUCCCCAAUCUUCUCCCAGCACACCUCUGCUGACAAGCACAAGAUGGAGCGCUUCCUGCGAGACGACGCCCCCACCGUGGUGUCUGUGUACGCCCCCAUCACCUUCCCCACCGCGGGAGUGCUGCUCUUCAAACAGAGAGACAACGGGAUGCAGGACCUGGUGGCCACGGGCAGUCUGCUGAGCUGUGACCCCCAGAGGGUGGUGCUGAAGAGGACGGUGGUGAGCGGACACCCCUUCAAGAUCAACCGCCGCUCCGCCACCGUCAGAUACAUGUUCUUUAACAGGGAGGACAUUCUGUGGUUCAAGCCGGUGGAGCUGCGCACUAAGUGGGGCAGAAGAGGACACAUUAAGGAGGCCUUAGGUACGCACGGACACAUGAAGUGUGUGUUUGACAACCAGCUGAAGUCUCAGGAUACCGUGCUGAUGAACCUCUAUAAGAGGGUGUACCCACGUUGGACCUAUGACCCGUACGUGCCCCUCCCCCUGCCCUGGGUCAAACAGGAACAGGAAGUCAACAUGAGUGAAAUCGACAUGGAGUAGACAGGAGAUACACCAUCCCCAUGACAACAGUGGAACGUCACUUUAAAUAUCACAUGCAUGUAGUAAUAAACCAAUCCUUAAACCCCCCCAAAAAA
This is a messenger RNA of Clupea harengus (Atlantic herring), 2615 nucleotides long. It is a transcript of the gene tsr1, whose product is annotated as TSR1 ribosome maturation factor. Gene Ontology annotation, cellular component: nucleus; preribosome, small subunit precursor. Gene Ontology annotation, biological process: endonucleolytic cleavage of tricistronic rRNA transcript (SSU-rRNA, 5.8S rRNA, LSU-rRNA); ribosome biogenesis; maturation of SSU-rRNA from tricistronic rRNA transcript (SSU-rRNA, 5.8S rRNA, LSU-rRNA). Gene Ontology annotation, molecular function: U3 snoRNA binding; GTPase activity; GTP binding. The record is from RefSeq and is a predicted model, not a curated record. Lineage: Eukaryota; Metazoa; Chordata; Actinopteri; Clupeiformes; Clupeidae.